Odocoileus virginianus texanus is the source of this 2615-nucleotide messenger RNA. The record is from RefSeq and is a predicted model, not a curated record. NCBI's taxonomy places the organism in Eukaryota, Metazoa, Chordata, Mammalia, Artiodactyla, Cervidae.
GCUGGACAUGACUUGUGACUGAACAGCAAACUAAGGGGGAGUUUAUAAAAACUAAAUCCAAAAGCAGCUGUAAAAGUGGGGAGCAGGCCCUGGGAGCAAGGCUUUCUAUGACUGGCCUCUGUGUGUCCACAGUCCAUUCUUUCGGUGUUAGAGGUUGAUCAUUCAAGGAUUCGUCCAUACCUUUCUCAGAGUGUCCCAGCCAGGCCUAUACUGUCCUUCUGGGGGAGAUGUUCUCACAGGUAGGAGGCAGGGUAAGCGCUGAUGUCGACCUGAGGCCCCCACGCCUCCUCCCGUCCCCUCUGCUCCUCAGCGGUGUGCCUCCCCCAUGCACAACUUCUUUUCUUUCUCCAGCCAUGUCAGACUUCCACGUGCAUCCUCAGGCCACCGUGGGCGAGGAGGGCGGUGUGGCCCGCUUCCAGUGCCAAAUCCACGGGCUCCCCAAACCCCUCAUCACCUGGGAGAAGAACAGGGUCCCCAUUGACACGGACAAUGAGAGGUACACGCUGCUGCCCAAGGGAGUCCUGCAGAUCACAGGCCUUCGAGCUGAGGACAGCGGCGUCUUCCACUGUGUGGCCUCCAACAUUGCCAGUGUCCGGGUCAGCCACGGGGCCAGGCUCACCGUGACAGGCUCGGGCUCUGGAGCCUACAAGGAGCCCACGAUCCUCGUGGGGCCUGAGAACCUCACCCUGACUGUGCAUCAGACCGCUGUGCUCGAGUGUGUCGCCACGGGCAACCCGCGCCCCAUUGUGUCCUGGAGCCGCCUGGAUGGCCGCCCCAUUGGGGUGGAGGGCAUCCAGGUGCUGGGCACAGGGAACCUCAUCAUCUCAGACGUAACUGUACAGCACUCAGGGGUCUACGUCUGCGCAGCCAACAGGCCUGGCACCCGGGUGAGGAGAACAGCCCAGGGCCGGCUAGUGGUGCAAGCCCCGGCAGAGUUUGUCCAGCACCCCCAGUCCAUCUCCAGGCCGGUUGGAACCACAGCCAUGUUCACCUGCCAAGCCCAGGGCGAGCCACCUCCUCACGUGACGUGGUUGAAGAAUGGACAGGUGCUGGGGCCCGGAGGCCACGUCAGGCUCAAGAAUAACAACAGCACCCUGACUAUUUCUGGAAUCGGCCCGGAAGAUGAGGCCAUUUACCAGUGCGUGGCCGAGAACAGCGCCGGCUCCUCCCAAGCCAGCGCCAGGCUGACCGUGCUGUGGGCCGAGGGGCUGCCUGGGCCCCCGCUCAACGUGCAGGCGGUCCCCGUGUCGUCCACCGAGGUCCGCGUGUCCUGGACCGAGCCCCUGGUGAACACCAGGGAGAUCAUCGGCUAUGUCCUGCACAUCAGGAAGGCGGCCGACCCGCCGGAGCUGGAGUACCAGGAAGCAGUUAGCAAGAGCACCUUCCAGCAUCUGGUGAGCGACCUGGAGCCUUCCACUGCCUACAGCUUCUACAUCAAAGCCUACACGCCCCGGGGAGCCAGCUCAGCCUCCGCCCCCACCCUGGCCAGCACUCUAGGCGAAGCCCCCGCCCCACCGCCGCUGUCUGCGCGGGUCCUGGGCAGCUCCACCCUGCAGCUGCUGUGGGAGCCCUGGCCCCGGCUGGCCCAGCACGAGGGCGGCUUCAAGCUGUUUUACCGCCCAGCAAGCAAGGCCGCCUUCACUGGCCCCAUCCUGCUGCCGGGAACUGUCUCCUCCUACAACCUCAGCCAGCUCGACCCCACUGCAGUGUACGAGGUGAAGCUGCUCGCCUACAACCAGCAUGGAGAUGGCAAUGCUACCGUCCGCUUCAUGUCUCUGAGGGGAGCAGCUGAGAGGACAGCCCUGAGCCCACCAUGUGACUGUCGGAAGGAGGAGGCCACCAACCAGACGUCCACCACGGGCAUCGUCAUUGGCAUCCACAUCGGGGUCACCUGCAUCAUCUUCUGUGUCCUCUUCCUCUUAUUUGGCCAAAGGGGCAGGGUCCUCCUGUGCAAGGAUGUGGAAAACCAGCUCUCCCCUCCUCAGGGCCCCCGGAGCCAGAGGGACCCUGGCAUCCUAGCACCGAAUGGGGCGGGACGGGCAGAGCGGGGCCCGCUGGGCCGAGACGGGAAACGUGUGGACAUGAAGGAACUGGAGCAGCUGUUCCCCCGAGCAGGGGCUGUGCAGCCUCACCCCAGACCCAUGCAGGACCCCGAGGCCCCUGCCCUGUGUGAGGUGACCCAGCUCUCCAUGCUGCCGCUUCGGGGGCUCAGCCUCCUGGAGGAGAUGCCGUCGGAGGCCCUGCCACCCCAGGACGUAGGCCCUGGCCUCCCGAGCGAAGGACCGGCUGCCCAGCCAGCUCCCUCGGGACCGUAGCUGGUGUCCGGCUGGCUCUGCAGGGGGCAGCCCCCCGUUCUCAGGUCAAAGGCAAGAUUUCUCCUGUCAUGUGGGAUUCAGGUAGGGGCUUCCCAGGUGCUUCUGUCCUGACUGAUCCUCCGAUUCUCAAGACCUACAGUAGCCUCAGCAAGAACCCCUCCAAGGACCCAGAGGGGUUCUGCAGGAGCCCCGCCAAGGGCCCCCUUCACCUCUGUUUGUACCCACAUGACUUGGAACUGACCUAAUGUUUUCCUUUAAAAAAAAAGAACAAACUUAAAAAAAAAAAAAAAGAGCGAGAGA